UGGCCAUUUCUUUCUUCUAAUACCACAGGCAGUACACAGAAGGAGCCCAUCUCUGCCUUAGUUCACAAGCUGAUUGUAUUCUGGAAUGUGUAUUCUGGGUCAAAGUCAGAGUGGUACAAUUAGGGAAAGGGGUAGACAGUGAUAAUGAACCAUUCGUUCUUUCUAGAAAUAUUUACUGGUAGCACCCCGUCAGGCCUACAUCAGGGACACAGGCUACAGAACAAAGAGAAGGGACAUGGAUUCUGGUCUGGAAAUUACAGUCAAGGAGAAGAGAUGCUCAAUAGAAAAGUUCCUUAUUUAUUAAGUGACCCACCUUCUUAUCUUAGUUCCUAGAUUCUUACAGUGCAAACUCCAGGGUGCCUUUGGCUUUAACUCCCAUUAGCAUUCUCUUCUGCUCCCUUCUGACCUCAGCUGCACCUGUACCACUUCCCUCUCCCUGCCAACAUGACAAGGGUGAUGGAUGGAUCCUCUCUGUGUCUGACUGUUGUAGUCUAAGUGUUGGCAGGAUGGUUGGUAUUAUCUGAUUUCUGAUAGAUCCAUUGUUUAUAGCUUUCUGUCAUGGUUCUUACUAGAAAUCCUUUGUGUGUGUGUGUACAUGUGUUUCUAGAAUAUGUUUUAUGCAUGGUUUAAUACAGUUAGACCAUAAAUGUGAUGUGAGAAACUUUCUGAGAAGGGCUCAAUGACAUGCAAAGGGAAAGGACGUGUGAAUUGUCUGUCCUUUCAAAUCUAACUACAGGAAUGACAGAAUAGGAAUUUUCACUGUUUUGAUUAAAUCUAAACUUUUACUUUUCCUCUUCUGUAUGCAGUUUCUAGUUUCAUGUCCCACAUGCAGGCCACUCCAACUGCCCUCCUGGAGAUAUUGAGAGGUGCGAUAGUCAUUUAGGCAAUUCCCACACAACUGAAUUUAUAGUGUUUUGAAAUCACUUCUCUUACAUUAUAUAUACACACAGCACAAAGAAACCCAAAGUUUUAACUUACUAAAAAAAAUCAUCAUUGCCCCCCAUUUGUACAGAGAUGACUACAAUGAGAAAUAAAAGGAGAAAUGAAAAUGGUACAAAAGUAUGCAUAGCAGCAGAGAGAAUUUUCAUGAUUUGCUUUAUUCUGCAGUAACAUAAGCUACCACCUGUUAUCAUGUCCAUCCAGAAUAUAACUGUUGUGCUUUUGUGCAAUAGACAAAGAUGCUUUUUUAUCAAUUCUUAGAAGUCUGGAGGACACACCAUUCAUGCUGUCAACUCCCCCAGAUCCUUUCAACAAAUAAUCCCAACAGGGACAAAUGUCAACAUAUUAAUUUAUUAAAUUAAAAACAAAAGCAGCAUUUGGGCAAGGCACUUCCCUUCAUUUUCUAUCAGCACUCCAAUUCUUGCUGAGUUUAUAGCAACCCAGAGAUCAUGGAAUACUACAGGCAUGUAUUAUGGUGACCAAAUUGGGAUAGUAUCUCCCUGCAGUCACACUAGCCAGGAAGUUGACAGACAUGCUGAUCCUAACUUCCAACUUUGUCCAAAGUUCUAGAAACUCUACAACAUCCAAGUUCUUAGUAACAGAGCUCACAUGAAUAAGAAAAUAAACCAGAGAUAUAAAAAAUUUAGAUUCCCUUUUCCGCCCAUUCCCCCCACCCCCGAGCACCGCUCCGGCUGCACCACGCUCGCUCCGCGCUGUCAGUCUCGUGCCACCAUCCCCAGCCGCCACCAUGAUCAUCUACCGGGACCUCAUCAGCCAUGACGAGCUUUUCUCCAAUAUCUAAAAGAUCCGGGAGAUCGCGGAUGGGCUGUGCCUGGAGGUGGAGGGCAAGAUGGUCAGGAGGACAGAGGGUAACAUCGAUGACUCGCUCAUUGGUGGAAAUGCUUCCGCUGAAGGCCCGGAGGGUGAAGGUACCGAAAGCACAGUAGUCACCGGUGUUGAUAUUGUCAUGAACCAUCACUUACAAGAAACCAGCUUCACAAAAGAGACCUACAAAAAGUACAUCAAAGAUUACAUGAAAUCACUCAAAGGCAAACUUGAAGAACAGAAACUAAAAAGAGUAAAGCCUUUUAUGGCUGGGGCUGCAGAGCAAAUUAAGCACAUCCUUGCCAACUUCAAUAACCAGUUUUUUAUUGGUGAAAACAUGAAUCUAGAUGGUUUGGUUGCUCUCCUGGGCUACCGUGAAGAUGGUGUGACUCUACUUAUGAUUUUCUUUAAGGAUGGCUCAGAGAUGGAAAAUGUUAACAAAUUGGACCUGUCACCGUAACUGGCUGCUGCUUAUCAUCCAUUCAACACCAGGACUUAAGACAAAUGGGAUUGAUGUCAUCUUGAGCUUUUAUUUUUUGACCAUGAUUUAUUUAGAGUGGAAGCAUUGUUUUUGUAAGAAAAAACAUGUCAUGUGGGUUGUCUAAAAAUAAAGUGCAUUUAA
This is a messenger RNA of Psammomys obesus (fat sand rat), 2386 nucleotides long. RefSeq names its product translationally-controlled tumor protein-like. The record is from RefSeq and is a predicted model, not a curated record. The transcript has a single exon. NCBI's taxonomy places the organism in Eukaryota, Metazoa, Chordata, Mammalia, Rodentia, Muridae. Gene Ontology annotation, cellular component: cytoplasm. Gene Ontology annotation, molecular function: calcium ion binding. The coding region runs from base 1790 to 2224 and encodes 144 amino acids.